Molecule: messenger RNA, 1212 nt
Organism: Gracilinanus agilis (Agile Gracile Mouse Opossum)
Lineage: Eukaryota; Metazoa; Chordata; Mammalia; Didelphimorphia; Didelphidae
Gene: BRS3
Product: bombesin receptor subtype 3
Exons: 4
Coding region: 1-1212 (403 amino acids)
Biological process (GO): G protein-coupled receptor signaling pathway
Cellular component (GO): membrane
Molecular function (GO): G protein-coupled peptide receptor activity
Source: RefSeq, a predicted model, not a curated record
AUGCCUCAAGGACAGCUCACUUCACCUAACCAGACUUUCCAUUUGAUCACAGACGAUCCAGCACCAUCAGCAUCCAGUGUCUUUAACGACUCCAUGGAUGAGAGGAAGCCCGAAGACACAUCCAUAGGAUCCCAGAUCCUGUGUGCCAUCUUUCUGACUUACUCCGUGAUCAUCUCGGUGGGUCUCGUCGGAAAUGUUGCUCUCAUCAAAGUCUUUUUCAAGAUCAAGUCCAUGCAAACAGUCCCCAACAUUUUUAUCACCAGCCUGGCUUUCGGAGAUCUCUUGCUUCUCAUAACGUGUGUGCCGGUGGAUGCGACCCAGUACAUUGCAGAUACCUGGCUGUUCGGGAGGCUCGGUUGCAAGCUCCUCUCCUUCAUCCAGCUCACUUCGGUCGGCGUGUCAGUGUUCACCCUAACUAUUCUCAGCGCUGACAGAUACAAGGCAAUAGUGAAGCCCCUGGAACUGCCGGCCUCUGAUGCCUUCCUGAAGACCUGUGGGAAAGUUGCCUGUGUCUGGAUCUUCGCCAUGGUUCUUGCUAUUCCAGAGGCUGUAUUCUCAGAUUUAUAUCCUUUCUAUAAUCCUGCAAAAAAUGAGUCUUUUGAAGCAUGUGCCCCUUAUCCUGUCUCUGAAAAGAACAGGCAGGAGGCUCAUUCUCUCCUGUGCUUCUUGGUCUUCUACAUCAUUCCUCUCACUGUCAUUUCUGUCUACUAUGUUCUGAUUGCCAGAGCUCUUUACAAAAGCACCGUCGAAAUGCCCGCUGAAGAGCAAGAGCAUGCCCGCAAGCAGAUUGAAUCCCGCAAGAGAGUUGCCAAGACAGUGCUGGUACUGGUGGGGUUUUUUGCUGUCUGCUGGCUGCCUAAUCAUCUCCUUUACCUCUAUCGGUCCUUCAAUUACCGGUCCUCCAUUGAUUCCUCUACCUUGCAUCUUGUGGCCACUAUUUUCUCUCGGGCUCUGGCUUUUAGCAAUUCCUGUGUAAACCCCUUUGCUCUGUAUUGGCUGAGCAAAACCUUCCGGCAGCAUUUUAAAACACAGAUCUUUUGUUUCAAGUUCAAGUGUCCCAGGCGGCCGAUGGUCACCAGGAACCUGGCCACGGGGCUUGCUUCGGCCACUAGGAGCACCCAGGCUGUCUUUUGCUUACAAAUGGAACAGAGAGAGGAAGAGGCUGAGAAAGGAGAGGGGCAGAAAGAUUUCCCUGAGGCCAACAUCUCCUAA